AAUACUUCAAGUUCUCUCCUGCCUGUACAGCUGGAAUUUCGGCUUGUCUUGUCUUCGUCGCAUGUUCCUUUUGUCAAACUUCAGACCAUUACCUUCUCAUCCUUAAACUCAAAAUUGUUCAUAUGUCGUGCGACGUUGUCAAGUCACCCCGCUUUUCGGCGCCAACAAAAGGCUCGACGACCGAGGGAAAGAAGCUUUUGAGGAACAGACGUAUAAAUGAUGAAAACACGUCCGAUGUGAUAAUCAAGUAUCACGAUGAUGAAACCAGUGUGGACCCUGUUCGUACUUGGUACGCGCAUCGCGAGAUCCUUACAGCAAGCUCGGGAUACUUUGCCAGAUGCCUGGAUAGCGAUUCGAGAUUUCAGGAGUCGGAGAAUAUGACAAUAUGUCUACGUGACGUUCACGGUGGGGAGGACGUAGUCAACUGCGUUCUGGAGUACAUGUACAGUCAGCUUUGGAAUCCUGACGACGUCUCUCCUUUAUGGAGUAUCACUCAGAGUGUCCAAAUCUACUUCUUCGCAGAUUACCUCGACAUCGGAGAUCCCAGACUGCUUUCUUUCGCAGAGAAACGCCUUAGGUCUCUAGCGGAUUUGCGCUUGUAUUAUGAGGGCAAAUCACCCUCGCUGAUCCAUGAAUUGCCAUCGCUUAUCGAUGUCCUUUAUUGCUCAGACUAUCAAGACCACCGCGCAAUCCGAAGAUUUAAACAUCACGUACGCAGUGCAUUGAUCGCGAGGACCAGCGAAUUUCAAGGAGACAUCGUCAGGAAACGCGGCACAGUGUGGGAUCUUGUCAAUUCUUGCGCAGCGUUCGGAGCAGACGUGAGCUACGCGCUUGCUGAAGUGCUUCGGGGGAGCCAACGCGCGGAACGCCACGAGCGAUAUCAAUAUAGCCGUAUCUGGCGCCGGAUGACAGCAUUACAGCGACUCCCCUUCGAGGAGAUAAGUUGGGAAGGCGGAAAACGUGGUUCUAAUAUUUUGGACUACCAGCGGGUGCCGAUUGCGGGCCAAACCGAAUAUCUUUGUCCGAAUGAGGAUUGUGCUGGCUAUUUCACGCACGAGGAUAUUUCCAUACAUCGCUACCCGAAUGUGCCUUUUGCUGACUCUCUCACGCACGAGGAUAUUUUGGCAGCUGAAAGAGUUCAUGUGUCAUGCCCGUGGUGCCAGAAAACGUAUGCAGGGGUUACCUGGGCAAAGAACAAGGCUUCAGACGUGUCCAAGCUCGUCCGGCCGCAUUUUCGAGGAUGAGAAUGUAGCGAUAUAGUUCCUUGGAAAUUAGCAGGCUGUGUCCGGAGAGGGAUGAAGGCAAAGUGCAUUGGAGGUUCUCGGAUUAGCACAUUUGUAAAAAAUCUGGGUCUUGAUGACUUUGCGCGACUUGAAUAUUUUGAGCAUCGAACUGUCCAUGGCAAGAUAUGGAAAGGGAUCUUUUUCAUCUUUUGACUCACCGCUUGAGGUUUGAGAGUCUUGAUCAUAUCUAAGCGCCUUGCUCACAACUUUGCGAUCUUAAAUGUCGUCACCGCAAGAAGUGCCGUGUAAGGUAAAGGUGG
Molecule: messenger RNA, 1543 nt
Organism: Dissoconium aciculare CBS 342.82
Lineage: Eukaryota; Fungi; Ascomycota; Dothideomycetes; Mycosphaerellales; Dissoconiaceae
Exons: 2
Coding region: 123-1244 (373 amino acids)
Molecular function (GO): protein binding
Source: RefSeq, a predicted model, not a curated record